Messenger RNA from Penicillium egyptiacum, 1080 nucleotides. The record is from the annotation of a GenBank genome assembly. NCBI's taxonomy places the organism in Eukaryota, Fungi, Ascomycota, Eurotiomycetes, Eurotiales, Aspergillaceae.
AUGACUGUCGUCGAGACUCUCCCGCCGGUAACUAAUGGGCACAACAAGGACAUGGCCGAGGAAUCCCUCAUCAGGAUGCCUUUGGAGCUCAAGGGAUAUUUGAAUCAGUACAAAUCUUUCAAUGUCACUCCCAUAGUGGGAACAGAGUUCCCUGAUGCUCACGUGGCAGAUUGGAUGAAGGCUCCAAACAGCGACGAGCUUCUCCGCGACUUAGCUGUUACCAUCUCUCGUCGAGGUGUCGUCUUCUUCCGCUCCCAAACCGACCUCACCGAUGAGCUUCAAAAGGAGCUCGCCCACCGCUUGGGUGUUCUCACAGGCAAACCAGACGACUCAAAACUGCACAUUCACCCUUUGACCAACUACAACCUUGACAAAGACCCAGAACUGAAUGUCAUCACAACAGACAAAGCCGUCAAUCCCGCCGAGGACCUUUGGAAAAAUAGGCCCGCCGAUAUCAGAAACAGUUGGCACACGGAUACCAGUUACGAGCCGAAUCCCGCCGACUACUCAAUUUUGAAGCUCGUCAAGCUACCUGAGACUGGAGGAGACACAAUGUGGGCCUCCUCUUGUGAAAUCUACGACAAGAUCUCCCCCUCCUACCGCAAGUUCCUCGAAGGCCUGACUGCCACCUUUGCCCAGGCGAGACUUCCAGUCACAGCUGCUGAAAAGGGGUUUCAACUUUACUCAGAGCCCCGUGGGUCUCCCAACAAUGUUGGGACAUCUCUGAGAACCGUUCAUCCGGUUGUUCGCACGAACCCCGUCACCGGCUGGAAGAGUCUUUUCGCCGUUGGCAACCAUGUCGAGAAGAUCAACGAUGUGACGGCGGAUGAAAGCAGGCGACUACAUGACUGGUUCCUGCAGAUGAUUGUAGAAGAGCAUGAUACUCAAUUGAGACAUCGGUGGGAGAAUCCCUACGAUAUUGCGAUUUGGGAUAACCGCACGGUUUACCACACUGCGAUUUUUGAUUUUGCUGGGUUAGGCGCUCGCACCGGUCAUCGUGCGGUUGGAAUCGGUGAGCUCCCGUAUUUCGACCCGAACAGCAAGACGCGUCGUGAGGCCCUUGCUGAAGGGUCGACUUAG